This is a messenger RNA of Encephalitozoon cuniculi GB-M1, 486 nucleotides long. RefSeq lists its product as uncharacterized. The coding region runs from base 1 to 486 and encodes 161 amino acids. The record is from RefSeq and is marked provisional. Lineage: Eukaryota; Fungi; Microsporidia; Unikaryonidae. The transcript has a single exon.
AUGUAUAUUAGGGUAAGCGGUAUAAACAAGAUGAUUAAUAGGCACGACCUAAGCAGGGUGUUUACAUUUACCAGGCCUAUAUACUGGUCGAUAGAGCACUCUUCGGACACUCAGCUGUACUUCUACAGCACAUUGCACGAAAUUGCAAUGGCGCAAAUGCUUGACAACGAAAAUCUAAUUGACUGCCUGGAGGUCUCUCUUGUUGAGGUCCCGCUGAAAGAGGAGCUUUGCUCAACAACCUCCCUGGUUCGGAAUUCCUGUUGUCUGUAUGCCAUAUGCAGUGGGGAUGUAUCAAUGGAUAUGAUUGAGGGAUUCUUUGGGCUGCCUGUCAGAUGCUACUUAAGGGGCAAAAAAUCCAAGGAGGUACACAUUAUUGAGUUUAGGGAAGCGGUGGAGAUAAGAAAGCCUGACUUCAUGGAGCAUGUGUCCGCCUUUGAAGACUAUCUUAGCUGCAUAAUAGAGGGAGGCCUUUAUGACUGCAAGUGA